Messenger RNA from Solanum tuberosum (potato), 1392 nucleotides. Its product is annotated as WAT1-related protein At4g08300-like. The record is from RefSeq and is a predicted model, not a curated record. The coding region runs from base 58 to 1164 and encodes 368 amino acids. The transcript has 7 exons. Gene Ontology annotation, cellular component: membrane. NCBI's taxonomy places the organism in Eukaryota, Viridiplantae, Streptophyta, Magnoliopsida, Solanales, Solanaceae. Gene Ontology annotation, molecular function: transmembrane transporter activity.
CUAUAUUUGCAUACCCCAUCCUAAAACCCUUUGUUUGAGUGUGCUAACAAGAAAGAGAUGGCUGGUGAAUUUAGCUCCCUCUUUCACAAGAUCAAGCCUUAUUUGGCUAUGGUAUCUUUGCAAUUUGGGUAUGCAGGGAUGUAUAUUGUCACCAUGAUGUGUUUCAAAAGAGGAAUGAGUCAUUGGAUUCUUGUUGUUUAUAGGCAUGCAUUUGCCACCAUUGCUGUUGCACCCUUUGCUAUCGUUCUCGAAAGGAAAAUAAGGCCAAAGAUGACACUCAGGAUCUUUAUUAAGAUAGUGGCUCUUGGUUUUCUAGAGCCAGUGAUUGAUCAGAAUUUGUACUAUUUGGGACUGAAGAGCACAACUGCAACUUAUUCAUCUGCCUUUGUUAAUCUCCUCCCAGCAGUAACCUUUAUUCUGGCAGUAAUUUUCAGAAUUGAGAAAGUAAACCUGAAGAAAAAAUCAAGUAUGGCAAAGGUGAUAGGAACAGCAGUAACAGUGGUUGGAGCAAUGGUGAUGACUCUUUACAAAGGGCCAAUGUUCAACCUGGUCCCACGUCACGGUGGCGCCCACCAUGAAGCCUCAACCGCGACCCCUGAGAAUUGGGUUGCCGGAACCAUUGAGCUCAUCGCUUGCAUUGUUGGUUGGUCCGGUUUCUUUAUCGUUCAAUCGAUGACACUAAAGGAGUAUCCUGCGGAGUUAUCACUAGCAGCAUGGGUAUGUGUGAUGGGGGUAGUGGAAGGUGGAAUUGUUGCACUAAUAAUGGAACGUGAUUGGAAUGCUUGGGUUAUUGGCUUUGACUCUAGGCUACUUGCUGCUGCCUAUUCUGGUAUUGUAUGCUCAGGAAUUGCAUAUUAUGUGCAAAGUGUGGUUAAUAAAGUAAAAGGCCCAGUAUUUGUGACAGCCUUUAGCCCAUUAAGCAUGGUCAUCACUUCAGUUCUUGCUGCUAUUAUCUUAGCUGAGUCAGUCCAUCUUGGAAGCUUAAUUGGAGCAAUUAUCAUAGUCAUGGGACUAUACUCAGUGGUGUGGGGCAAGAGUAAGGAAGGGAAAGGCAAUGAAAUCACUAGCAAAGAUCAAGAAUUACCAGUUGUGGACAUCAAAGAAAGAUCAACUAUUGUUGAUGAUAUUAUUGAGAAGAAAACUCCAAUCUUCCAAGAGAAUUAACAUGACCAAAAAACAAAGAAGAUGUUGUAUCUUUAAAUCUGUAAUUUUAAUUUUUGACUUGUUUCAAUGUUAAAUUUUCUAAGUGUUGCUGUAAAACAAUGCACUAAUGUUGUGAUCAAUUGUUGCUUGAUGGAAGGGGAAAAAAAAGUGUAAUCUACUUUUUGUGUAAAAGUUAAGGAGUGGUAUCUCCAUUUGGGAAUGAAAAAUGAAAAUGUUAUAUUUUAUGUA